UUCUGCUUUAUAAAAAUGUGUAGAAAAACAGAUGCAGAUAUUAAUCUGGCUUUGCAACUGCACUUGAAAUAUAAGAGCCUCUCCUCCAUUUCUGGUUCUUACUCUUUUAUUGAGAAGCAAAGCUCUCUUAGAUUAGAUGGCUGACCCUGUUACCUCUCUUGUAAUUGACCCUGUUAUCUCUUUUGUUGUUGAGAGAACUGGCGAACUGCUGAUUCAAAAAAUUGUUUUCCUGAAAGGCGUUCGACGACAAGUUGAGAGGCUCAAAAAUGAUCUGGAGCGGAUGCGGUGUUUCCUGAAAGAUGCUGAUCACAAGCAAAUUAAAUAUGAGAGCAUCCGCAACUGGGUUUCUGAAAUCAGAGCUGCGGCCUACGAUGCGGAGGAUGUCAUUGAGAUCUUCGCCAGCAAAAUUGAAAGUAUAAAAGAUAAGGGAUUUGUGACUAGAUUGGCAUAUUAUCCCUGGCGGAUUGUGAGCCUUAACAAGAUCGGUAAAGAGAUUGAGUCCUUACAGAAAAGGCUCGAUGACAUAGCCGCUAGCCGCGAAAAAUACGAUAUCAAAAAUCUUGGAGAGGGGACGACUACACAUGGGGAAGAGCUUCAACGGCUCCGACGGUCAUCUCCUCUCAGCGAGGACAAGGAUAUAGUGGGGUUCGAGGAGAUAACAAAAUACCUGGUGAAAGAACUUUGGAAAGAUGACAGAAACCGCCGUGUGGUUUCAAUCGUCGGCAUGGGAGGUGCUGGUAAGACAACUCUUGCCAAAAAAGUUUAUAACCAUGCUGACGUCACGAAGAGAUUCAAGUGUCGUGCGUGGGUCUGCGUCUCUUCAAGCUACGAUUACAAAAAGCUGCUGAGUGCAAUCAUAAAGCAACUGAAUCCAACAACUAAAGAGCUACUUGAAGUGUUGGAAAUGAUGCAAGAGGAAGACUUGGAACGAAGGCUCUAUCAAGAUCUACAAGACAAAUGUUAUCUUGUGGUGCUUGAUGAUGUAUGGGAGGUAGCAGCGUGGGAUAAUCUUGCCAGGAGGGCCUUUCCUGAUGUUGGCACAUCAAGUAGAGUGCUACUUACAAGUCGCAAACGGGAUGUUGCCCAACACGCAGAUGCUCUUAGCAAACCACAUGAGCUGAAAACUUUGGGGGAGGAAGACAGCUGGCAUUUGUUCCUCAAAAAGGCCUUAGUCCAUGAAGCUAAUGCUGGGUGUCCUCCGGAUUUGGAAGCAGUAGGCAGAGAGAUUACCAGAAGAUGUGGUGGUCUGCCGCUGGCCAUCACGGUUAUAGGUGGCCUGCUACUGGGCAAGAAAAGGUGGAAGAGUGAAUGGGAGAACGUUCUCAACGACUUUGGCGCAUACCUAUCAAGGAGCCAGAGUGAAGCAGGGGAAAUUAAUGAAGCAGGGGCAAUUCUGGAAUUAAGUUAUGCAGACCUCCCUACCAAUCUGAAAUUUUGCUUUUUGUAUUUGGGUUUGUUUCCCGAAGACUCCGUGAUUUCUGUGCGCAAGUUGAUCCAUAUGUGGGUUGCUGAGGGAAUAAUGCAGAAAAGAGAUGCAAAAAAAUUGAAGGAAACUGCAGCAUAUGAAGAUGUGGAACGACUUUGUAGCAGAAAUAUGGUCCAAGUGGCGGAAAUGACUGCUGAUGAGAGGAUUAAAAGCUGCAGAGUCCAUGAUUUGCUGCGAGACCUUGCUAUCAGAAAGGCAGAGGAUGAAAAUUUUUUUCAGAUCCAUGGCACCAGAGAUGAUCAAAUAUCAGCCAAAUCCAGGUACCUUGCUGUUCAUAGUCUCCCUCUAGAAAAAAUUUAUUUUGGGACUUCGACCCCUCCUCUCCGGUCUCUACUUUUUUUCAAUGGCCAUGGUGACAGGGAAAACAUUAGUCUUAUCUUCAAAAGUUUUAAAAAGCUUAGGAUACUAGAACUAGACCUAGACCUUGAGGAUGUUGGUAUGUACUUUAAUUUGCCAAAAGAAAUUGGUGAAGUCAGGCUCUUAAGGUACCUCGGUUUAAGAGACGCAUCCAUUAGAAGGCUCGCACCCAUUAGAAGGCUCCCUAAUUCCGUCGGUUGCUUGCGAUACCUACAAACUCUUGACAUACGGGGCCGCUUUGAUAGGACUGUGAAAGUUUCAAAUUUCAUUUGGAAGCUUGAAAGUUUACGGCAUCUAUAUGCGUAUAAAUUGGAAUGUGAUGUGCCUCUUAAGAUUGAAGGAUUGAGGAAUCUCCAGACUCUGUCAGGCAUACGCUUUGAGGACGUUAUGCACAAUAACAUGAUAACUUUGACAAGUCUUCGGAAACUGGGGAUUUGGGUGGAUGAAAGGUCAGAGAUAGACAAACUCUGCAUGCAUUUAUCUGAGGUUGGAAGCCUAAAGACUUUACAUCUUUACCGUGCUAUAGGAAGCGAGUGGCCAUCUCUAGCUGGACUUUCUAAGCUCCAUCAUGUAACAGAGCUUAAGCUUAAGCUACCCACUUCGCUGCUUGCUCGGACAAUGCUGGCUCCUGAUUUCCCUCCAAAUCUCUCUCGCUUGUCUUUGAAUCUCACAUUCUUCAGGGAUGACCCAAUGCCAGUACUGGAGAAGUUGGGACAGCUGUCGUUCCUCAAACUGAAAUCUGCUAGUUGGGGACCACAGCAUAUGGUCAUUUCUAGGCAUGGGUUUCACCAAUUGAAAUUCCUUGGGCUCAGCCGCCUGUAUAGUUUGGAAGAAAUAAAGGUGGAGGAAGGUGCACUGCCACAGCUCCGGUGCCUGAGAAUCAGGGACUGCAGUAAAUUACAGAAAUUGCCGGAAGAGCUGAAGCACAUAUCUAGUCUUGAUGCGCUUGAGCUUGUGGACAUGCCAGAAGAUUUCAUCAGUGGGCUUGAUGCGGACACAGUAUCCAGUGUCCCUAACCUCAGAAUAUUUUGACUCUAGAAUCUAAGUCCAUAUUUGUAUUUCGAGCAUAAAAAGGAAGGUGUGUUGUGUAGUGAUUAAUGA
Messenger RNA from Coffea arabica (coffee), 2944 nucleotides. Its product is annotated as putative disease resistance RPP13-like protein 3. The record is from RefSeq and is a predicted model, not a curated record. NCBI's taxonomy places the organism in Eukaryota, Viridiplantae, Streptophyta, Magnoliopsida, Gentianales, Rubiaceae. Gene Ontology annotation, molecular function: ADP binding. Gene Ontology annotation, biological process: defense response to other organism.